This is a messenger RNA of Pangasianodon hypophthalmus (striped catfish), 7519 nucleotides long. RefSeq names its product NMDA receptor synaptonuclear signaling and neuronal migration factor b (gene nsmfb). The transcript is spliced from 14 exons. Gene Ontology annotation, biological process: regulation of neuronal synaptic plasticity; positive regulation of neuron migration. The coding region runs from base 315 to 1955 and encodes 546 amino acids. Gene Ontology annotation, cellular component: nucleus; cytoplasm. Lineage: Eukaryota; Metazoa; Chordata; Actinopteri; Siluriformes; Pangasiidae. The record is from RefSeq and is a predicted model, not a curated record.
CGCACGCGCGUGCGCGCACCCGGAGCGCAUGAUGCUGGCAGCGCGGUACUUGACUGUCGGAGCUCCAGAUUGCGCAUCAUUCCACUCAUCUCGGGACAUGAGAAAGCACAGAGCCAUGCACCUCAGCUCAGAGUAAGGAACUAGCCGGAUAUCUCUCCAGUCCAGUCUGAGAUCUACAGGAGGCGGUGAAUGUGCGCCUUCUUCCUGAGGACUAUUUUUUCCCCCUUCUUUGGUAUAUAGUCAUUUCUCAGUCUUCUUGCACUGCGGACUAGUGGAAUGAGCUGCUUUUGUCCCGGUGUUGUUUCCUGUGCAGUAUGGGAACUGCCGUGUCCAAAAGAAAGAAUUUAAGGAACGAUGCCAUUUCUUCCGUCGCCGCAAAAGUUAGAGCAGCUCGAGCAUUUGGAGAAUACUUGUCUCAAAGCAACCCUGAGAACCGCAACGGAUCAGAUCACCUGCUGUCUGACACCUUUGUUGGCCAAGACUCUGAAUCCCCAAGCAUUAGCUGCCUGCACAACAAUAACCAUCUGCAGCCGUACUCCAGAACAUCUCCCAUAGCCAAGCACACGCAAGAUCAGCCAGAUCCGGGCCUUGUGCCAGUUCCUGUGUCCACCAGUGCCAAGCGUCGUCUCUCGGUGGAACGCAGCCUCUCAUCUGAGGAUCAGCCACAAUCCCAGCAGCCCCAACAGAGUUCAGUGAAGCCAGCACGUGUCUAUACCAUCAGCAGGGAAGGCGGCAUGCUGGGAGCCAGGGGCAGCGAGGAGAGCCUGGAGCUAGAGGUCCUAAAGGGGCCCCAGGCUCGCACCAACCACCAGAGGACAAGCCAUCGCAGUGGUCAUGCCCACCACCAUCACGCUCCAUCUUCUCAGCCACUACAGAGCUCAGGAAGCGCACAUAACAUCCGGGAUUGGGGUUCGAGACGGAGUGGUUCGAAGGAGGACUGCCCACGGCCGUCAUGUCACAGCCAGCGCUCACUCGACCUCGAUACGGUGCCAAGAGACGUCCCCAAGCAGCGCAAGAAACUUGAGAGGAUGUACAGUGAGGAUCGGGUGUCCACUGAGGACCGAGAAGAGCACGCCAACAACUGGUUACCCAAAGAGAACAUGUUUAGUUUCCAGACUGCCACCACCACCAUGCAAGCAAACUUCCGGAAGCACCUGCGGAUGGUGGGCAGCAGGAGGAUGAAGGCCCAGUCAUUCGCCGAUCGCAAAGCGAAGAGCUUCAGCCGCUCCUGGAGUGACCCUACACCCAUCAAGCCAGACUCGCUCCACGACUCCAGAGACAGUGGAGAUCUGCAGGCGUCCUCGGGCACUCUGGAUGAAGGAGAGUAUGAUGAUGUGGAUUGGGAGGAGGAGAAGGAGCUGGAGCGGCUGGCCUGUGAAGGCGAUGACUUCAUUCCUCCCAAAAUCAUGCUGAUUUCAUCCAAGGUUCCCAAAGCGGAGUAUGUGCCCAACAUCAUACGCAGGAACGACCCAUCCAUCAUUCCCAUCCUCUAUGACCACGAGCAUGCGACUUUUGAUGAUAUACUGGAGGAGAUUGAAAAGAAACUCACCGCCUACAGAAAAGGCUGCAAAAUCUGGAACAUGCUUAUUUUCUGUCAGGGAGGACCUGGGCACCUCUACCUCCUGAAGAACAAAGUGGCCACAUUUGCCAAAGUGGAGAAGGAGGAGGACAUGAUUCAGUUCUGGAAGAAACUGGCUCGGCUUAUGAGUUUGCUGAAUCCUGAGCCCAAUCACAUUCAUAUUAUGGGCUGUUAUGUGUUGGGCAAUGCUAAUGGAGAAAAGCUUGUGCAGAACCUCAAGAGGCUGAUGAGACCAUAUGCUGUGGAGUUUAAGAGUCCUCUGGAACUCUCUGCACAAGGGAAGGAGAUGAUCGAGAUGUACUUUGACUUCCGUCUGUUCCGACUGUGGAAGAGCCGGCAGCACUCCAAACUCCUCGACUACGACGACCUUUUGUGACAUCUCGUCCUUUCUCUUUAGAGCGCCCGAGAGAGGCGUGUAGCUCCAUUUAGAGCCCUACCGUGGCUGUGUUCCCCUCUAGAGCCUCAGUGUGAAUGCUCUGAGCUGGAGGAAGGUGAUGAGGAAGCAUGAAGACGGCUGUUUGAAUAGUUCGCUCUGACAUGCAGAUGAAGGCAGGAGAUUCAGCCAUUGCUAUAAGGUGCCAUUUGUAUGCCCAGACCUUUUGAACUCUCACCUAAGAAUGAGAGAUGUAACGGAUAAUGGUGAUGGAUGGUAGGUUCGUAUAGAACUUAAUAAUGUGUUUUAACAGAAAUUGAAUUUUUAAGGGACGUCCCUGGAGAGGAAGCUAACAUAGCCACAUUUGUUAUUGAGUAGCUGUGUAGCUGUGUUGUAAUGAACCAACAGGGACCAUUUUCGGUCUUUCCGAUUGAGUCUUCUUUAGAAACUAAGUACUUACUGUAUAUGUUCUUUAUCAGGUAGAGACAGUAAAAUAAACACAUAUUUUACUAAUCUCACAGGACUCCGUAUAGUACUGUAGUCGAGAAAUUCGUCAUUGUAUUCCGUGCUUAUUCAGAGCAUUGAUAUUUUUUGACAUAUGGCCUGUUUUUUUUUCUGGAGGAGAACUCAGGUUUUAUAAAGUAACCUCCCUGACCUUCUUCUGCACUCCAAAAGAGAACAGGCUGGUAGACAGCAAUGAUUCAGAAUUAGUAACAGGAGUACUGGGAGUUGCGGAAACAAGAGGUCAGACAAAAUAUAAUGUAGAAUUUCUUUUGAGCGUGUGUGCUAGAUUUCCAUAGAGUUAGAAUUUAGAAUUUCAUAGUGGAGAUUUUCAGGCAUCUAAUAUGAACGCUUGAAUAAACUUGGGUGUUGUUAUAAAUUUGCCGAGCAGAUGCCAGAUUUAAAACCGUCGUCUCUGUUGGAUGUAGGUUUAUGCCAAAAAUGAGUUAUAUGUUACGUCAUGAUAUUCGACAAUAUUAUUAAAAGUGACAGUGCAGCAUUUGGUCCAAUAUGGUCUCACACUUGCAAAUUCAAAACAAAUCAGAUGACUUAAGUUAUAUGUAAAUUUGCAAUGAUGAAAGGUUAGAAUUAGUAUUUUUCAUCUUUUCUUACAAAUUUAUUUGCAUGAGGUCAAGCAAAGUCCAAUCUUAUUCCCCUUGAAUUUAUAAUGGGAUCAUGUUCGCACACUGAAAAAAAUUAAACCUUUGUGUUAACUUGUUACAGUAUUAUUUUUCCAAAUGACAAAUAAGCCUAAAAAUUAAGUAUCUUUUUUUUUUGUUUGUUUUGUUUGAUUCACAAUAACCAUUGUAUGGAUCCUUCUCUGAGAUGAUAAUUUGGUUCGCUGGAAGAGUGUUUAAUGAGCGUGUAUAAAACACACCUUGAGAAAUCUCUUGCUCUAAUUCAGGAAGUUUUUGAAAAUGAAAAGUUUAACUGUUUAAAUAUCACAAAACAAUAUUGUGAUAAUAUUGUAUAACAUGAUAAAAAGUUAGGUCAUUUAAAUGAUUAGAACAUUUCCUAUAGGCACAUGCCUAGACAGAUGUUAAUAUUAGUUAAAACUGUUUCAUGUUUUGUGAUUAUUGAGGUAUAUUGAUAAGCUGAAAUUCAGAGUGUAGAGCAGGAUUGCUCUGAUAUUGUUGUAAAACCUCUCAUACAUGUACGUGUGUACAUUCCUACUUGUUCAGAUGUGUAUUGAUCCUUUGUUAAUGUAGACCUCCAUCUCUGUAAUGUUAGAAGGAAGGACCUUAACUGAUACUUGUUCAUAACAUAAGGUUAAAGGGUGCAAUUCUUCGCAAUACUUCUUUUAUGAUCAUAAGCAUUACCAACCAAAUGCUACUGUGAUAGUUUUUAGAUCACGAUUUAAAGUCUUUCAGUUUUUUUCUUUAAUUAUGGCAGUAAAAUAGGAGGUUUGUUUUAUAUGGACACAUCACCAUUUGCUUCUGUAUGCACAUAAGCCUAAACAUAAGUAAUAACAUAAAUAAAAUAUGGUAGGCUGUGCAGUUAUAGGAAAAUAAUCAACGACUUGGUGCAGCCUGUCACGAAGCAGAGCUAUUGUCAACACCCCGAAGUUGAUUGUUUUCCAAUAAUAGCAUGUUUCAAAGGGUUUUAUUCUUCUUAUACCACAGCAAUUCUCCAGUGUUGUACGCUUUAUCUGUUUAUAGUUAGUUAUAGUUAUAGUUACAAUUAAUGUUGUGGAACAUCCAAAAACAAGUUAUUUCCUGUUAUCCUGUUUUUCUUUCUCUUUAAGUUAAUAAGAUCCUUCCUGAAGACUUCCCUGUGUUAAAAAGCUUAGUUCUAGCUUUAUCUCUGACUGUUACAAAGCACUGACACUGGAGACUCCUUCCCUAAAUGUUAAACAGAAAACAAUUAGACAUGUUUUAAAUACAUUUGUAUGGAGCGUCCUUGAUACUAUAGGAACAACAACAUAUUAGAACAAGCGCAUUAAUAUAAAGAAUUCAACAAUGCUGUGGUAUAAGCUGUAAUAAUAACCACCUGUGUAUUUUCUGUGCUCUGUUAAAUUUGAUCAAUCCUGUAAUAAGAGGACUACAUUUAAUCUGCUAGCUCACUGACUCAUGUAUAGCACUUUUUAUUUUUCCAGCACUGUGCUAUUAGUUUUUCUUCUGCUACCUGGUUGCAUUCCUGAUAUAUCCAUGUACGUAUGAGCCAAGGAUAUGUAGGUCAACAAGAACAAUACCACUGACCUUAAUCAGCUUGUUGGAGGCCUGGGCUCAGAGCCAGCCACAUGCGAGAACCAUAAGGACUCAGCAAGAGACGUAGAACCAUCUGGGUGUUGGGCACUAAUCUCUCGGACAGGACACCGUGUGACUGUGACUAACACACAUGCCUCACCUAAACCUGGAGUGUGAUAUUACACUGAGUUUGUGAGACUUAGCAGAUCGUUAAAUGAUGGAAGUUAUUUCUGCGUCAUGAAUUACAUCACCUCCAUCAGACUGGACUCUGAGCUCAAAGGAAGUUUUAAACUUGCAUGUCUCUCACUAGAUGUCUUCGAAUUCACGGCUAUAUUUUGUAGCAAUAGACAUUGUGACAUUAACUGUAGACCAAUCUGUAUGUGUAAUAUGUUUUCAUGUGUAUCUCAGACUAUUGUUUAAUCAAUCACUGACACUGGUUUCGCAAUAGAGAGUGUGAGAAACACAGAAAUGUUUAGGAUCAGACUCAGGACAAAAAUGCUUAACAGAUAACAGAUAGUAACUGUAAUUGUAGAUGUAUUGUAUUAAUUAAUGUAAUGUUACACUAAGGACACUAUUUAUUGUUCAGCAAAGUCCUUUAGUGCUUGUGAGAUUUAACUUUAGAAGGUAUUAUAAACUGACUUUAUUAAUAUGUUAUUGAUAUAUAGUGGUAACAGGGUAGUGUUCAUAAGCCUAGUGUGCAUAAGCCUUUCAUGACAAAUGAUAUUAACCUACAUAAAUGUUUGUAAAGUCUUAUCUCCUCAGUUGAAAAAAAAAAACCCCAACAAAAAAAAGGCUUUUUUCAAUAUUGAUGUCAAGUCGUAACAGCUACGUCAAGUGACUUAGAUUUGUUAUUGACAUAUGAUUAUGGUAUGACAUUUUUAGGACUGACUUAUCCUAAAUUUUAAAGACAAUUUGUAGUUCUUUGCACUUCUGGUACGUCAGAGUCACAUAAUGGUGAUGGCAUGGCAUGACAUGUCAAACAUCACUCUCUAAUUUAAAGAGCAAAUAUACAUUACUUACCUGCCAUCAUGGUGUCAUGGUUUUGCCAUUGAGUAUUCAUAUAGAUCAUAUAAAUAGUAAAAUUAAACUCACUUUACUUAAGGGACAAUGAAAAUACACACAUAUGCACAUAUCUGUCAUUGUGUUAUCAUGGAAUUGUCACAGUAUACAUCCCCUUUAUUGAAAAGCUUAACUUAAGCGUUGCUUUCCCGAUGUAGUUAACAGUGUUACCCAGCAGGUUUUCAUGUCAGUGUUAUUAAAACCAAGUGCCUACUACAGGAAACACCCAAGUGUUCAAUUUUCCAGCUAACCUCCUUUAGCAAACAAUGUCACAUCGCUAUCAUGUGACUGUGACAUGACAUCCUAACUUAAAGGAAAGUUCCACCUUGAACCACAUUAAAUAUGUUAGAUAUUAAAUAUCUUAAAGAUGUUGGUGCUAAUUUGUUGGUUGGUGCUGUAUUUUCAUUACUGUCAUGAGAAGUUAGCAGUUGUCUACCACUCUGACAUCAUAGGGGGACAUUGUUAUUGCUAGCGCAGUUACAUUCACAUUCAUGAGAAAUCCAAUGUAGAAAUAGUGGAGACAGCAAAUGUUGGACUCAAAGUUCCAGAAUGCAACGCAGCUAUGGGCCACAGUUGUGUUGAAUUACGGCAGAAACUCAGCUUGGCUAGUUAGCGAUCUAAGAUGACAAGCACAAUGGUAUUAGCAUGUAUAGUAGCAUGAAAGCUGAAGCUUUGGAAGCCGAACUGUUUGAGCAGAGUGUACAGAUGAGGAGGUGAGAAAGCUUGACAGAUUAAGGGACUAAAGCACCGCUGCAUCACUCUCUUUAGGUAGAGAUAAAGCAAGAGCUAAAUCCCGCUGGCACCACUAAAAAGCAGGUAGUCAAAUGGCAUUGUGGGUAAACUGUAUGUCCACUGAAGUGAAAAUAGACCAAAAUGUUGAUGAAAGAAAUUUGAUGCAAAAAAAAAGUCAACUCCAUUGAACCACUCAAUAGUAUUUAUUGAUUAUUGAUUUUUCCUUCAAGUCAGCCCCAAAAGUGUCAUAACACAAGCUUAUGUGUCACAACAAAAUCGAAGAAAACACUUUUUAUGACUGUUGAAAUAAUCCCAUAGAAAUGUUUAUAUAGGUUUACUGUAUGCUGGGGCUUAUUGAGGUGUCAUGUAUCUCUAUGAACACUAUCCACUUUACAAAGUAAAGCAUUACUUAUAUAGUUAAGGUUUGAUGUCCAGGAUGAGUGCAUACUGAUUUUAAGGGGUCUGGCUUUAUUUUUGACGAAAUGGGGUGAAAUGUGCACAGCAAAAAUUUCACACUAAUGUUCAAGGUCGGGAAAGAAGUCACACUGAGGUCCUUUUGACCAUCUGAUUGCUUCUCGGAAAAGUGGGCUGUAAUGAUUCAUAUGAAAUCAUUUCUCACAGGCGCCUUGAAUAAUCAAACCGCAAAUGAAACCUUUUGCAGGAGGCGUGAAGAUUAAGGUCUUUUUGGUUGGCCCAUUGCCAUAUCGUUCUUUUCUAAAUGACUCCAGGGAUGAUGAUUGGAUUAAAUCACGACUGAUUGGCAGCAUCAUGAAUGCGCUGCAUGUUGUCAGCUCACAGAAGUGAAAAGUGAGGAGUAAAGGGCACUUUGAAUGGUCCAGUGUUGAACUAAGCGACUCCUCUGGUAAUUUUGAUACUUUAGAGAACAAUGAGCUAACUCAUGGUUUAUAUCUUUAUUAGUCCAGUAUAUUUAUUUAUUUCAGAAAUUGUAUUAAACUCUACAGAUUUACUGUAACGCUGUACUUACACAGUUGAAGUGUAUGGUUUUACCUUGUCCUGUAGCAGUACAGCACUGAGCAUUAAAGAUGUUUCUAAAAUGGAUUUUUCAGUAAAAAUCUAGGUUGAAGUCUA